Molecule: messenger RNA, 441 nt
Organism: Suillus subaureus
Lineage: Eukaryota; Fungi; Basidiomycota; Agaricomycetes; Boletales; Suillaceae
Exons: 2
Coding region: 1-441 (146 amino acids)
Source: RefSeq, a predicted model, not a curated record
AUGUCAGGGUCAAAUGCACUCCAGUUUUUCACUUGUACCUUCUACCAUGAGUCAGAUCUCGACCUAUAUGCUUAUCCUGGCCACAUAUAUGAGUUGAUGGAAUGGCAUGAGUCUGCUGGGUAUGAUUUUGAACCCAGCUGGCAUCAAGAGGAGGGCUGGUGCAAUCACAUUUUGGCUGAUUGGGAUGGUACAGCAACCAGAUUUCCACAAGCCCCAGCCAUUGGCCUAGACCUCCUGUGGUAUCCUGAUAUUGCUGCUAUUUACAUGAUCAAGCAGUUUGUGGUUAUGCAUGGAGAGACCACAGAGCUCAAGGUUCAAGUCAUCAAGAUGAUCUACAACCCAAUUAAAACUAUUAUGAAAUUUCACUUGACUUGCAUGAUAAAUAUUAUUACUUUUAGUGCAAGAUAUUCUUUCUAUCCUAUUGUGACAUUUGAGGAGUGA